Molecule: messenger RNA, 2769 nt
Organism: Bactrocera tryoni
Lineage: Eukaryota; Metazoa; Arthropoda; Insecta; Diptera; Tephritidae
Product: flocculation protein FLO11
Exons: 3
Coding region: 197-2476 (759 amino acids)
Source: RefSeq, a predicted model, not a curated record
UUCAAGUUUAGUUUACUCGCAAGCUUUGAACGGAGCGAACACAAAAACACUAAACAGAAAACAACAAAACUCGUCGAAAGUGCGAAGCGUGCUUCAAGCGCAGAUUUUUAUAGACACCGAACAAAACACACACAAACAACGAGUGAAUCGAGUUUCAUGAAACAUCAAUUCUGAUUUUAUUUGAAUUCGCGUUAAAAUGAGUCCGACAAAACUGAGGCUUUACUGCCUCACAAUCGUUUGCUUGCUCUUAUCCAAUUGUCUAUUUGCGGAUGCAAAACGUGUUUACAGCGGCGGUCGACGCAGCUCCAGCAGCAGCGGCAGCUCGUAUUCAGCACGUCGCACGUCAUCGUCAUCGCAGUCGCAUAGCUCGUAUGGCGGUGGUUAUACUUCACACUCAGCCGCUCCAGCUUCGCGUCCAUCCUACUCACAUUCGGAUGCAACAAAACUCAGCUACAGUGGCAACACCUAUUCGGCACCCGCCAAGCCGCAGAGCUCCGUAACCAGCCAUACGCAAUCACGUCCGGCCGCCACAUCAGCACCUAUCGGUUGGAAUGUGCCCAAAUCACAAGGUCCACCACCAGCGUAUUCGCCCUCUAACCCAGCGGGUGGUGCACGCACUAAUAUACACGAGCCGCCACCAGCCUACAAAGCUACUGCACCGGUAGCUUCGGCACCCGCAUCGUCCUCCGUUUACAGAGCAAGUGCACCGCCACCGAAUUAUGCCGCCGCAACAAAUACGGCCAACCGCGGCUCAAUGACACCGGCACAAACAUACAAUCCCAGCGCAUCGGCUGGCUCUAAUAACUACCGCAGCUCGAUGACACCGGCGCAGACAUAUAGGCCAAGAGCAAAUUCAACAGGCUUUGGCAGUGGCUCACAUACGCCGAUACAGCGUACUAGUGUGCAGGGCGUCCAAUCUAGUUAUCCUCAACAGAGUUUACCUGCAGGUGCAACGUAUUACAAUUCGCCAUCGCAUUUACCAGCGGGUGCGACUUAUCACUCCGCCGGUUCUCUACCGGCUGGCGCGACUUAUCACAGUUCAUUGCCAGCGGGCGCAACCUAUCAUCCGGCUGGCUCUCCGUAUCAUGCACCUGGUGGUGUACCUGCCGGCGCCACCUAUUAUCCUUCCGCAGGCGCCUUGCCAGCCGGUGCUAGCUAUCACCCAGCAGGACAUGUACCUGCCGGUGCCACAUAUUACCCGUCAGCUGGUGGUGUACCUGCCGGUGCGAGUUAUUAUCCAGCCGCGGCAGCAGUGCCGGCUGGCGCAACCUUCCUGCCGGCCGGUUCGUCGCUACCGGCUGGUGCAACCUACUAUCCACAGGCGCCGGUUAAGUCCUCAUCCGGUCUUGGUUUCGGUUCUGGUCUGGCUGCCGGUGCAUUAGGUGGCGCUCUUCUAGGCUACGCGCUAACACCAUCACAGACCAAAGUAAUUGAGCGUGUGCCCGCCGGUGGUGGCUAUAGCGGUGGCGGCAGUGCCCCACCAGUCAGCGGUGGUGACGAUCGCAUCAUAAUAAUAAAUAAUGGACCGCCGGGAUCAGUGACAACUACGGAUGCCGGUUCCGGUACAACUGUCAUCACCACCAAUGCAGCGGCUCCCGUUCCCGCUGCCGCGCCCCAACCAGUGGCACCACAAAACUACGCACCACAACCCAACAUGGCCCAACCUGUAGCACCAAAUCCAGGAGCGCCGCAACUGGCACCUUUCGGCACUGCUCCAACCGAUAAUGGUGGUAAUGUAGCAGCUGCUGUAGGCGGUGCAGCUGCCGGUGCCGCCAUCACAGCUGCCGUUGCUCCAUCCCUGAAUGCCGCACCUGCUGCCAGCACUGGCGAUGCUGCACCUAUUUCCAGCGGUGCACCUGUUCCCAACGCUGCUAAUCCCGGUUCAGCACCCGUUCCGGCACCUGAUGCCGCACCUGGUGCAGCACCUGGCGUAGCACCCGGCGCAGCAGCUGAGCAACCGCCCGCACCAGGUGGCAUUAUCUGCGUACCCGUACGUGUGCCUGAACCAGAUCCUGCAGACAAUACAAAAACGAUUGAAGUGGAGAAGAUAGCUUGCUACCCGGCACCACCUGCAGAGGCGGCGACACCCGCACCAGCAGCUACGAAUGCAACGGAAGCUGCAGCAGUCACACCCACAGCUAGCAGCGCUACCACACCAACAACUACAACUGUUACUCCUGCUAUCGCACCGGCUGCCAUUAGCAAUUCGGAAAUUGGCGUACCAUUGGCACCGCUCACCACAUUGACACCCAUAGUAGUUCCAGAGGGUUCGGUCGCUUUGGCGCCGCUCAGCCCGAACAGGCAGCCGGAUAUUAUGAAAUUGCCGGGCACUUAUUAUGCUCGACGCUCACUCUCCAAUGUGGAGCUGGCCGAAAGCUCUGGCCUUCUGCGCGCCAGUGCCGGUGCAACAAGCAAUUACGCCAAUUUUGGUAUUGCGACAGUGUUGACACUGGUGGUGGCAUUCUGCAUGCACUAAGGCCCAACUAACUGUGUAGAAAUCAAAUGCAGGCUGUGGUCUCGCAAGUAGGGCGAUGAGUGAGGCAGAAAUCAAAGCCAAAAAUAUAGUAUAGCAGGUAUUCUUCAACUAGCAGAUACCAAUCGGACGUUUUAAAGCUGACGAUCCGCAAACGGAAUUUAAAAAAAAACAGUAAAUUAGCAAAAUAUUUAAAAUUUUAAUUUUUUUUGGUUCAACUCAAAAACAAUUUUAAUACUCUUUCAUUCUAACAAAAUUGUUUGAGUCUUACUCAAGAUUAGUGCAAAUGGAUAUUU